This is a messenger RNA of Staurois parvus, 327 nucleotides long. NCBI's taxonomy places the organism in Eukaryota, Metazoa, Chordata, Amphibia, Anura, Ranidae. The record is from the annotation of a GenBank genome assembly.
AUGAAUGGAGGAACUUGCGUCUUAGGAAGUUUCUGUGCUUGCCCAAAGCAUUUCACUGGACGACACUGUGAAUUUGACGAAAGGAACAAGAACUGUGCUGCCAAAAUCAAACAUGGAGACUGGCUUCAACAUGGCUGCAGAUUUUGUCGGUGCACCUACGGCGUUCUUCACUGCUUAGAGGAAUUUAGGCAAACAAAUUGUGAUCCUGCAAAUGAUGACAUUUGGCUCGUCUCCAGGACUUCUCCAGAGCUUCCCCCAUCCUCUGGAACUCUCUACCCCAAUUUAUCAGACUAUCGCCUACUCUGCUCACUUUUAGGCGAUCUCUGA